AUGCUUCAUCCACAAGUGUGCACGGUGGGGAAUUUGCCGCCUCACAGAGGGACCACAAUAGGAAUACAUUCAUUAUCAGUACAUAUGCUUCGUAUCUUCCAAGACGUCCUAAUCAUUGGGAAGCACUUAGAUAACCAUAUUGGGGGAUCUGACUCCGACACAUCACGUUCGACCUUGGCCGUCAGCAAUUCUAUCACUUCGGGCUCGAUUGGAGACCCACCUCAUGCUAGCAAUUCAUCCUCGGUUAGGGAUCUGCCCUGUUCGAGCACUUCGCCCGCAUCAAACCAAGAACGGAACUCGUUGGAAGAGUCCAGUGUGUCCACCGAUUCAGGUCUUGGUGGGAACGAAGUAUCUCCCGAAAUCGAGUCUCCACCCACAGGGGAAGGCGAUUCCGUUAAAGAAGAAUCCAGUAACUCCAUCUACCAGCGUCAUAUGUAUCUCGAAGCGCAUGGUUUUCCUCUUUAUAUUCCUCAGCCCAACAUGACACUCCCCCCCUCAUAUCAAAAGCAAGGUGUCAGCAUUGGCGAUGUUGGGAUUAUCACUACAGAUGGGGCCUUCGACUACCUUUUUAAUGCCUGCUCGCCCGCUGGGCACCCAAGUAACCCUGACGAACUUCCCGAAGGCUUUUUUCCGUUUGAGUUGAAAUCAACAGAUAUUUGCAAAUUCCCUGUUCAUCUUUCGCACAGCCAUUUAGCCAAUCGGGCUGUCAACAGGCGAGACAGGACAACGUUUGAAUGCUCUGGUUCUGACGGCGCUAUUCUCGUGAUGCCUCAAGGGGCAUACCACGAAGAUUUGCAAAACAUUAUGACAUUUAGAGAAUACGUAUCGAUCCACGCUGAAAGCUGGUAUGUGUACGCGAAAGGGCGCGGUCGACAAGUUGGGAACAAGGAACUUCGCGUGGUCACGGGGUGUGACAAGACAAUUUCGUGGGGAAUCGCAACCUACUCGCGUCUCCAGUCGAAAUGUCCUGAAGGCAACGUGUCCCUCUUAAGGUUCCAUCCUGUUGGUAACGAAGGCCAAGGUCGACACUCUUCAUAUACAACGUACGAAUGGGAUUAUGCAAGCGUGCUAGAGGCGAAGUCUGGUCCUGAAAAGGAUGAGCUUAUGAAUUUGGAGGUCACCGGCUCCGAGCCUCCACGAAAUCAGUGCACCUUCAUCCGGACGCAUACCGCUGCUAUCGGUGCUGAUGACUGGGAGCGUAUCGAAUUGAAGGUAGCGUCUUUAGUAAAGGAUCAAGCAUCGGUGCGAUCCCCCCAGAGCCCUUUCCCUUCAGUUUCAGGCGCCAUAAGUUCUCUUUCAAGUCGCAUGGGCUUCUUGCGUGGUUAUGGUCGCGGAGGUAACUCCGAGGAGACUGAUUCAAUGACCCCUGCACAGUGUCCCAAAGCGAAGGUUGUAGUUGUCCAUGACAGCGACUGGUGCUCGGUGAUUCGCGACACAGAUGUUGAUUGGACAUGUACAGCCCAAGACCUUCCACGUCGGAUUCAAGAGGCAUUUCAUAUCGUUCAAGAGAAUAACGGUACCGUGUACCUAGAAGAAAAAACACCAGCUCAAGACCUCAGUACAUCAUGUGACGUCUCUGUCAAAUCAGAGGUCGAGGAUCGAAAGCCAGGGUCUUCGCAAUCUUCCGAUUCAUUCGAAACAUCCCCUUCAGACAUGCAAGUUGACGCUCCUGGUGGAAAGAACACUAUGGAACAGAGGGCAAGUUUGAGCACACUCGAACAGACCGAUUACUAUGGGUCAAGCCCUGCUCACCCCCCCCUAGCUACCCCGCUGUCGUCUCAGCCACCCCCUUUGGUGGGCUCAACCUAUAAAGCGAAACCACUGAUAAAGAGAGCGUCCAUAGCAUGCGUUAAAUGCCGCGACCGCAAAGUAAAGUGCAUUCCUGUACCCAAUGAGGAACCUCCUCGGCGGUGUACUAGGUGCAAAGAAAAAAAUCAGCCGUGCCAGUACUUGACUGUCACCCCAGAGUCGGAACAGAGGGGAAGUCAGCCCCCGCCAGCACAGACGGAUUGCUAUCCAUACUACGAAUCAAGCCGUCCCCCAGCUACCCCGCUUUACGCUCAACCACUCUCUUUCGUGGACUCGACCUAUCCCUAUCCCCAGCCACGCUUUUCCAGUCAACUCGAACCAUACCCAACCUCUGCCCAGAACACAGGCCACCAUAACACGCCGCCCAACAUGUACCCUAGGCAUCCAGUUUUCUCGUUCGCUACCCCGCCUUUGCCUUUUCCCUACACGCAGUCACCGUCGCCAACCCGCUUCGGACGAGAUCCAUCUGGGAAUUAUGGUAUUUCGACCACUUACCAAGCUCAGUCUACGCAACAGUUGCCAACGAACCAGCAGUUCUACGAUAAUCAGGAGUCGCGUCAGGACUCAGGAUAA
This is a messenger RNA of Laccaria bicolor S238N-H82, 2382 nucleotides long. RefSeq lists its product as uncharacterized. The record is from RefSeq and is a predicted model, not a curated record. The transcript is spliced from 10 exons. The coding region runs from base 1 to 2382 and encodes 793 amino acids. Gene Ontology annotation, molecular function: DNA-binding transcription factor activity, RNA polymerase II-specific; zinc ion binding. NCBI's taxonomy places the organism in Eukaryota, Fungi, Basidiomycota, Agaricomycetes, Agaricales, Hydnangiaceae. Gene Ontology annotation, biological process: regulation of DNA-templated transcription.